Molecule: messenger RNA, 1741 nt
Organism: Impatiens glandulifera
Lineage: Eukaryota; Viridiplantae; Streptophyta; Magnoliopsida; Ericales; Balsaminaceae
Product: integrin-linked protein kinase 1
Exons: 12
Coding region: 209-1597 (462 amino acids)
Biological process (GO): protein phosphorylation
Molecular function (GO): ATP binding; protein kinase activity; protein binding
Source: RefSeq, a predicted model, not a curated record
CUCUCCUCUCACUGGAAUCGAAUUUCUUCGAUCUCUUCUCUCUCUCUCUCCACAUCAUCAUAGCCUUGAAGACGAGCGUCAACCUGUAAGAUCGCUUGCCGAUGGACAGAAAAAUCAUGAUAAGUUUUCUGAGCUAGUAAAAACCACAGUAAUCCUUUGAUUUUCAAUAAUUCAGUCAUCUAGUCCAAUUUUGCUUCUACUGUUGUUGAUGGAGUCCAAGUCUCUGCCAAGGUUUCCGUUAGGCAAGCAAUCGUCCAAGGCUCGUGAGAACGAAACUGGUAUGGUCGAGGUAGACGAUGUGUACGCUUCUGAAUUGAUGAUUGAUUCUGGUGUACGUCUAAUGUAUCUAGCUAAUGAAGGCGAUUUGGAAGGGAUUAAGGAACUUUUAGAUAAUGGAACUGAUGUAAAUUUUAGCGACAUUGACGGAAGAACGGCUCUUCAUGUAGCUGUUUGCCAGGGUUUAACUAAUGUCGUUGAAUUGUUGCUUCUGAGAGGAGCUAAAGUUGGUGCGCAAGACAGAUGGACUAGCACGCCUCUUGCAGAUGCCAUAUAUUACAAAAAUUAUGAUGUGAUUAAGCUUUUGGAGCAAUAUGGAGCAAAACUUUCAUUGGCUCCUCUGCAUGUGAAAAAUGCUCGGGAGAUUCCAGAAUACGAGAUUGAUCCUAAAGAACUUGAUUUUACAAAUAGUGUUAACAUUACAAAGGGAACCUUCUGCAUUGCCACUUGGCGUGGGAUACAGGUUGCUGUCAAAGUUCUUGGUGAGGAAGUAUUUGCAGAUGAGGAGAAAGUCAACGCUUUUAGGGAUGAACUUACGUUACUUCAGAAGUUACGACAUCCAAAUGUUGUCCAGUUUCUUGGAGCUGUGACACAAAGUUGCCCUAUGAUGAUCGUCACAGAAUAUCUUCCCAAGGGAGAUCUUUAUGCAUAUUUGAAAAUUAAGUGUGCCUUGAAGCCAAUAAUUGCUGUUAGGUUAGCACUUGAUAUUGCAAGGGGAAUGAAUUACUUGCAUGAGCACAAACCUGAAGCAAUUAUUCACCGAGAUCUGGAACCCUCAAACAUACUGCGGGAUGAUACUGGGCAUCUUAAAGUAGCAGACUUUGGUGUGAGCAAGAUGUUGAAGGUUGCAAAAACAGUUAAAGAAGACAAACCAGUUACAUGUGGAGAUACCUUGUGGCGCUAUGUGGCUCCAGAGGUCUUUAAAAAUGAAGAAUACGAUACAAAGGUGGAUGUUUUCUCAUUUGCAUUGAUUUUACAGGAGAUGAUUGAAGGCUCCCCACCAUUUGCUGCAUUGCAAGAAACUGAUACUCCUAAAGCAUAUGUUGCAAAUUUGCGUCCUCCUUUCAGAGCUCCAGCAAAGUUUUACGCACAUGGAUUACGAGAAUUGAUUGACGGAUGUUGGAGUCAGGAUCCGUUCAUGAGACCCACAUUUGCGCAAAUUAUAGUAAUUUUGGAGGAUAUCCACAACCAGCUAAUUCAUAAAAGCCGAUGCAAGUUUCAAUUGAUGAAGUGCCUGCAGAACAUCGGGUCAGUAUUUAAGCUUGAUUGUUCCGGUCGAAGUAGUCAUUCAUCUCAUUCUAACAAUUUUAACAGCCGAUGAGAAGCUGUUCUUCAUGGAUUCGUUUCGUUGUUUCCUUUUUCUCGUUUUUUCCCAAAUUUAUUUGAAGUUGGUAUUUUUCUUGUUUAACUGUGGAAAGUAAAUAUUAUUUUUACCUUUGAUUCAUAUAUAUAUUUUUUGAAUACU